Giardia duodenalis is the source of this 1446-nucleotide messenger RNA. RefSeq names its product Transducin. Gene Ontology annotation, cellular component: preribosome, large subunit precursor. The transcript has a single exon. Lineage: Eukaryota; Fornicata; Diplomonadida; Hexamitidae. The coding region runs from base 1 to 1446 and encodes 481 amino acids. The record is from RefSeq and is a predicted model, not a curated record. Gene Ontology annotation, molecular function: protein binding.
AUGGACUCGAUUGAAGAGAAAACGGCCGACUCUGUGACCUGCCGCUUUGUCACCCAGCUUCCCAUAGAGCUACAAAUCGACGACGAUGAGUAUGCCAUUCCUACCAUGGCGACUCGACUGGAGUUAUCUCAGCUUAUUAAUACCUUAAUAGGGCGCCCACACCCCCUUGCCUUUGACUUCUUGGUGAAUGGCUCAUUUAUGCAUACAGCACUUGGUGACCACUUGCUCCUAAAUGAGAUAAGCUCCGAACAGGCCUUGACGAUAGAAUAUAUCUUGGCACAGCUUCCUCCCUCUGAUAAGUACACCCUUAAAGUGAGCGACUGGGUUUCCACAAUCAUUCCAUCGAUGAAUGAUUACUUUACCCUGCCUAAAGACAUUAAGGAUGCUGCUUUAGCAUCUCUGUAUGAUGGAUCCUUGGUGCUCUUCAACUUUGCCAGCCAAGAUCAGGCAGAUGAUUAUGACAGCGCCGAUGAGCUGGUUGGUACACGACACCAAGUGUGCAAGCUAUUCAGCACCCCAAUAAAAGCUACCUGUCUUGUGAAGAUCAACGAUCAAAUGCACGUCGCGGCUGGCGGAUAUGAGGGACGGAUACUAUGUUCUACAAUCUCCGAGACUGAUGCAUCAUUCACACAAGAGGUCGAAUAUACCAAUCUGAAUAGCCCCAUUCUCUCUCUGGCAAGCAACACGUCACUCUCCUACAUGGCGGCGGGGACAGUCGACGGUUUGGUUUAUCUCUAUGAUAUAGCAAACACGCAGCGAGCGACAGAACCGAUGGUAAUGCAGGUAGAGCCUAGACCUAAACGCAAGCGUAUCCACGGCAAUACAAUAAUCAAGACAGCCACAGAGCGCCUGUCCUUUUUGUUUCACUCGGUGCAGACGUCGGAGGCCCGUGCACACGACCCUUUCACAGUUGCCACAGAUAUCAAUAGCGUGACCUUCAGCAAUGAGCAUAAUAGCCCUUAUAUUGCAGCUGGCUGUGCGGAUAACUGCAUCCGGUUCUAUAAUAUCAAAAAGAAUGCCCCAGCAGGACUCAUAUCCACAAAUUCUUCCUGCCAAGUUCUGAAGUACAUGAAGAGGUCUGACGACAUGCUCCUCUGUGGCUUCAAUAACAAGCUACUAAGGCUCUAUGACACUAGGAAGGAUAAGCCACUUGUGUCAACGUUCACAGGCCACAAGUCGUCCCUAACAUGCUUAGAUGUUCGGGAUAACAUGAUCAUUAGUGGGUCUAUAGGCGGGGAUCUGUGCGUAUGGGAUCCUAGGUCGUCUGUCCCGCUGUGGGUUGGAGAUUGCUUUUAUAGGAAAUUGGAGCACAAACGGGAUCAAUCCCGAUUACUUUCAUGUGCCUUUGCGGUCAAUGCAUUGGCUCCUGUAUUCUAUCAUGGAGGAAGCGACCGUCAGAUAACGAUGCGGAAGAUAACAGACCCGCUUGCCCUUUCUCGAAAGUAA